Messenger RNA from Cyprinus carpio (common carp), 1865 nucleotides. Its product is annotated as fibulin-7. The record is from RefSeq and is a predicted model, not a curated record. Gene Ontology annotation, molecular function: calcium ion binding. NCBI's taxonomy places the organism in Eukaryota, Metazoa, Chordata, Actinopteri, Cypriniformes, Cyprinidae.
CUUCGUCUGUGACAGCUGUGAUUUCUGAGAAAUGCGGCUGGGGAACACGUCUGAGGAUGAUUAAUGAACGCCUGGUUUCUAUGAAAAGAUGUAAAGUUUGACUGCUUUGAUAGCAAUAACUGAAUCUAUAACUAUUCAGUAAAUGAAGCAAAUAAAUAAAUAAUAAAAACUUACAUAAAGUAGCCUAUUUGUGCAGUCCAAAUUAUAAUUCCUUUCGGAAAUGAUAUAUUUGGUAUCGUAAUUAGUAUAUAGAGUGUAAAUAUUGGUAGGCCUGUUUUUUGAUGCCUUUAUAUUUCUUUGUGGUGCGUGUUCUCUCAGAGUCGCGUGCGCGCGCAGAUGUGGUUGAGGCGCGAGAGAUGAAGGGUGGAGUGAAAACACCUCAAAACACGCACAGACUCCGCCUGGACUCCAACAGCAUCUACAGACUUGAGCUGAACGAAACCAAACUGGAAUAACAACACUAAGCUCAAGUUUUCUACAUUCACUGGGGAUUUUGAGGACUUGUAUAAGGAUGAAGGUUUUUUUCAUGAUCAUUUUUACAAGCCAGCUCUUCACAUCUCAGGGGCAAGACUGUCAGAGUGGAGAGGAAGUGCUAAAUGCUCUUAAGCAGGUCCAAAAGCUGCUCUCUGCCCAUGAGACGUCCUUCCUGCAGAGUCUACGGAGCCUCCGGAAGAAACUCAGCCUUUUACAGAACAGCACAGUGAAACACAACAAAUCCACCCCAGACAAGAGCUCAGUGUCAGACUGUCCUCCACCUGAACCGCUGGCUAAUGGGCGGAUACUAGGGACUGUGUUUAAGUUUGGUCACGAGGUUCACUUCCUGUGCAGCUCGGGGUUUCAGCUGAUGGGGCCGGAAACCAGAGUCUGUCUGGACUCCCAGAACUGGAGUGGAGCUCAACCCUCCUGCAAGUUUGUGGACACCACUGUAAACAAUGAUGCAUCCGCCUCUAUAUCAGCAUCCUCUUCCUCACCGUCUCAUCCUCCUGCCUCCGUCUCCACCCAUGUGAGAGCGUCCCGCUGCAUUGAGUUUCUGGACUCCACCCACUGCACCUGUGACCAGGGCUACAGCAUCUCCAGCCACAACAGCACACUCUGCACAGACAUUGACGAAUGCGAGCUCUUCCGUCGAACUCGUCCUGGCCGUCUGUGUCUGCACACCUGUGUGAAUACGGCUGGAAGUUUCCACUGCGAGUGUCCCGCCGGUUACAGCCUGGGCCGUGAUAGCAGGAGCUGCUAUGACAUUGACGAGUGUGCGAGAGCGACCCAUAACUGCAGUAGUGAGCAGGUGUGUGUGAAUACAUUCGGAGGUCAUCGCUGUGUGGAUGUGGACUGCCCUCGCAUCCGUAACGCCACGUACAUCAAAACCUCGCCGCUGCGUUGUGACCGUAACCCUUGCAUCCAAGGAGACAACGCAUGUUUCCAGGCCCCGGUCUUCAUUAACUUCCACUUCAUGUCCGUGGUGUCCAAUAUGUCCACGCCCACCGUCCUCUUCCGGUUGUCCGCGGCUCGCAUCCUGGGCGACACGCUGCGCUUCAGCCUGCUGGGGACCCAGGGAGUCCAGCACUUCAGCGUCCAGCGCUCGGGCAGACUGACGGGGCAGCUGGUGCUGGAGAACUCUCUUCAGGGUCCCGCCACAGUAGAGGUCGAUAUAGAAAUGAGCGAGAUGGAAAGAAGGGUGCUGCUCGGGCGAUACGUCACGAAACUCACUCUCUUUGUGUCACCGUAUAACUUCUGAGAAGCAGGAGACAGACGAUGGACUGAUAUUGGGAAAUCGUUUACAGACGAGAUAUUGGGGAAUGGGUCUGUGGAGGCGAGAUAGGAGCGCUAUUAUACUAUUUCUGAGGUGCCAAUUUAUGAGGACAAAA